Messenger RNA from Carassius gibelio (silver crucian carp), 2356 nucleotides. Its product is annotated as prosaposin. Gene Ontology annotation, biological process: sphingolipid metabolic process. The record is from RefSeq and is a predicted model, not a curated record. Bases 127 to 1695 code for a protein of 522 amino acids. Gene Ontology annotation, cellular component: lysosome. The transcript has 14 exons. NCBI's taxonomy places the organism in Eukaryota, Metazoa, Chordata, Actinopteri, Cypriniformes, Cyprinidae.
UGCGCAUGCGCACUGCGCAGCGGGGGCGCGGUCAGCUGACAGCGAGAUCAGAUAAACACCGCUAACGUCCGUCAGAGCAGACUCACAACACGACACCGCGAGUUCAGAGAGCUGUUUACUGAAGUCAUGAUGCUCCUCACGCUGCUUUUCAUCUCCACCGCUGUGGCGAGUCCACUGUUGGGUACAGAGCAAUGUGUUCGUGGUCCCCCCUACUGGUGCCAGAACGCCAAGACCGCUUCCCUUUGUGGAGCCGUCCAACACUGCCAACAGAGUGUGUGGAGCAAGCCUCAGAUGAAAUCUGUGCCAUGUGAUCUGUGCAAAGAGGUGUUGAUGGUGGUGGAGCAGCUUUUGAAGGACAAUGCCACAGAGAGCGAACUCCUUGGAUACUUGGAGAAGGCCUGUCAGCUGAUCCCUGAUGAGGGCAUGGCCGAACAGUGCAAGGAGGUCGUGGAGAACUACUUCCCCAUUCUCAUGGACAUCAUCCAAGGAGAGCUGGAUGACCCUGGUGUGGCGUGCGGUGCUUUGGGCCUGUGUGUGUCCCAGCAGGCAGCUCUGGCUAAAGAUCAGCUCAUGUCCAAUGAGAUCCCUCAAGUGGACCUGAACCAGCGUGUCAACCCCUUCCUGAUCAACAUCCCUCAGCUGCUCUACCCCCAAGAGAAGACCAAGGAGACCCCCGAACAGACUGAUCGAGAUGUGUGCCAGGACUGUGUUGUGCUAAUUUCUGACACUCAGGAGGAAGCCAAAGCCAAUUCCUCAUUUAUUAACAGUUUCCUCGCUCGGCUGGAGAGCCAGUGUGAGCUUCUGGGACCUGGCAUGUCUGAUAUGUGCAAGGAGUACAUCAGCAAGUACGGACCACUGGUCUUUCAACAGCUUAUGUCUAUGCAAGCCAAGGACAUCUGCUCUCGUGUUGGAUUCUGCCCCCCUCAGAAAAAGUCUGUGCCCAUGGAGAAGCUGCUGCCUGCCAAAUCAAUCCCAGCGGUCAAGAUGUUCCCUGCAACCAAACUUGAAACACCUGUCAAAACCAAGCCUGCUAAGACUCUGGUGCAGGUACGAGGCAGUCCUCAGUGUGCCCUCUGUGAGUUUGUGAUGAAGAAAGUUGAGGAAAUGAUAAAGGAUCGCACAUCUGAGGAAGAAGUUGUGCAGGUUGUGGAGAAAGUCUGCAACUUUUUGCCCUCCACACUCACGGCUCAGUGCAAGGACCUGAUUGAGACCUACGGCAAGGCCAUCAUUGAGCUGCUCGUGCAGGAGGCCGAUCCCAAAACGAUCUGCUCUUUCCUCGGACUCUGCAGUGGGGUCAGCCAUGUCUCUGUAAUGGACGAGCAACGAUUUGAGGCGGGCGACUUCUGUGAGGUGUGUAAGAUGGCGGUGCGUUAUGUGGAUGGGAUCCUGGAGAAGAACGCCACUCAGGCGGAGAUCGAGGAAGCUUUGAUGAAGGUCUGCAACUUCCUGCCUGAAGCUUUCAGAGAUGAGUGUCACCAGCUCAUUGAACAGUAUGAGCCUAUGCUGGUUCAGCUGCUGCUUCAGACGCUCGACCCGGACUUUGUCUGCAUGAAGCUGGGAGCAUGUCCUGAGGCAGUGCAGAGGCUGCUGGGAAUGCAGCAGUGCAGCUGGGGGCCAGCAUACUGGUGUAAGAACGUGGAGACCGCUUCUCGCUGUAAUGCCUUGGAUCACUGCAGGCGUCACGUGUGGAACUAAAGGAGGAGCAGAACAAUCCACAGGAAACUAAAGGAGAAUCGAUACAGAGCUGCAUUUCUGAUUUGAAAUCAAUACUUGGGUUUUCUUUUAAAAAAUUAUAUUUGAAAUUGAACUGUCACAGCUAAUUAACAGCCUUGUUUUGAGGGGGAAAACUUUUACUGAAAGGUAAAAUACAUGUCUUUUGAGAGGGCAGGGUUUUAGAGAGAGAUGAAUGGCAUAUAUGGGAAAUGUGCUAUUUUGCAGACUUUUCUUACAAUGAAUGUUCUUUUAGUUGUUUCUUCAUAUGAUUUAUAGCGAGUGUGUGUAUAUAUGGAAAUAGAUCGUGCCUUUUUAUGAGAAUGCUUUGGAUGCUCUAAUAUCCCUGCCUCGCUCUUUAACUGUGCAGAUGCACCUGCAAGGCCAGUGAUUUAAAUCUGUUUUUAAUGGGUGACUCUUUUGGUCCUACUGGAAGUCAAUUCUCUGUAACUGUGAUUCUGUGUCUGUUAUGAGCUGAAGGGGAAGUGAUGUCGACAUUCUUCAUUUGAUCCACUAACUGUUGCCCCUCACUGAUUGAUCGGUCACUGCUUACUAAAUGUCAGAUUUUAUCCUUGUGCCUGACACUGUUCAGACGGAGGCUUUUGUUUUUUUAAAAAAGUAAAAAUAAAACCGAUUCCAACCACAA